Leptidea sinapis is the source of this 3860-nucleotide messenger RNA. RefSeq names its product intraflagellar transport protein 88 homolog (gene nompB). Gene Ontology annotation, molecular function: kinesin binding. Bases 852 to 3365 code for a protein of 837 amino acids. Gene Ontology annotation, cellular component: ciliary basal body; non-motile cilium; ciliary base. The record is from RefSeq and is a predicted model, not a curated record. Gene Ontology annotation, biological process: intraciliary transport; non-motile cilium assembly. The transcript is spliced from 19 exons. NCBI's taxonomy places the organism in Eukaryota, Metazoa, Arthropoda, Insecta, Lepidoptera, Pieridae.
GUCAGUUCAUGAGGGAUCCAACACAUAGCUUCCGAACUUUCAAUUCUUCGUGUAAAAUUUUCUGAAUUUGACUCAUACCAAUCCCCAAUAGUCCUCGAAUCGUCUGAUAGGUAAUCCGUGGUUUUUCUUCAAUUAGCCGCUUAACAGUAGCCGGUUCAGUUCAGUUCACGAAAUUCGGCAUAUGAAGAAACCUGACCUCUCUCAAAUUCAGCAAACCAUCGCCUCACGGUUCUCAAUCUAGGUGCUUCUCUCCCAAAAGCAUUUUGAAGACGAGCGGAAGUUUUGCGAAGAGGGAGGACUUUUAAAGUUAUAAAAAAUCAUCGCUCUAUAAUCUUUUUGACUUAAUUCCAUUUUCGUUGCGUACCUAGUACGUACGUACGUAACUUUGAUGUGGGAUAAAAAAGCAAUUGACAAAUGAUUUCCCCCCAAUUUUUUUAUUGUAUUACUGAAGAUUGCAAAGUGUCACAAAAUAUAUCAUUCGAAAUUCAAAUAGUUCCGAUUAGCUAGAAGUGCAAAACUUUUAGUGCGCCCCAUGUAGUAGUAAUUACAGUACCUAUGGCGAUUGGCGAAAAAGUCCGGCUAAGUCUGAAAGCGAACAGUUGCUUAAAACGUAGUGGAUUUCGGCUAUCUCCGUUUUUUACAGGGUUGUAGCCGUCAUCUGUCAAUCUAUCAAUGUCUGCGCGUUUCAUACAAUCGAGUGAAUCGCUUUUUUCUUAGAGAGUUUCGGCUCCAGGCCAUAAAUUAAAAAAAAAAGAGUUUCGCUAGGCUGACUGGAGUUACCAUGGAAACCGCGUCACAACAUUAUGAUCAAGCAUAUUUGUUGUGCUGGUAAUAUUUUAAGGAUAUAAAAGAUGUUAGAGAUGCGAUAUAGUGUAUCUAGACAGGGCCUUGAUAAGCCACGUACGGCUAUAAUAGACGAAGAUGAAGCCUUAUACGCCGGGUUCAAUGACGUGGCGCCGGCUUUGGAUACGAGAGGCAUCCGGGAAGAUACGGCACUGCAACAGACCCUGAGGACAGCUGGCAUCGGAAGACAGAUGCCAAGUAGAACGGGAACUGGUAUGUUUCGUAUUGGCACGGUGAACGUACGGGGGCCGGGAGCGUCGCGUGCGGGCACGGCGAGCACGAGGCCCGUCACAGCUCACCGAGCGGCCGGCUUCACGUCCGCCACCAGAGACACCAGCGCCAAAGACGAGAAGAAGGAAGACACGAUAGAAGACAAAGUCAAGCAAAUGGAAGCUCGAAUUAUGUCUCUUGUCGAAGAAUCGUGCAUGCUUAGUGCGCGGCCAGCGGCAGAAGACAAUGCUGACGAGCAAAAGAGGGAAAAUAAUCUUGCUCAGGCCCUCGCGAAAGCUCAGGAAGCGUCUGCACUAGAAAGACAACUGAUAAGAAUGCAAGAGCAGGCGAAUUUAGGAGACUCACACAAUCUGGAUCUAACGUUUUGUGUCCUCUGCAAUCUCGCAGAUCAGUACGCUCUCAAUGAAAUGUACACCGAAGCACUUAACACUUACCAGCUGCUUACAAAAAACAAACUAUUCCCUCAUGCCAACAGACUUAAAGUAAACAUGGGCAAUAUACAUUUCAAAAUGGGAGAACAUCCGAAAGCUCUGAAAUUGUAUCGUAUGGCGUUGGAUCAAACACCGACUGCUGAAAAGGAUCUAAGAAUGAAGGUAAUGCACAACAUCGGCCUGCUACUGGUACGGAUGGGAAAGUUCCGCGACGCUGUGACUAACUUCCAACACAUCAUGCAGGAGCAAGGCGACUUUCAAACAGGUCUACACCUGGUACUCUGUUCAGUUGCGCUAGACGACGCCGAGGGUGGGAAGGCAGCCUUUCAUUCCAUGCUCGAUGUAGAGCCUCCUAACUACCAUCACGACAUAGCUAUCGAUGACGAGAACGACGCGUACGAGUGCGUAGUCCGAGACGUGGUCCGUGGUGACCGACUGUCACGUUGGUCAAGGGCUGGUGCCUCACAUGCUGACCGCUGUCUGGCGCUAGCAGCGGCCGCGCUCGAGAGACCGCCGAGCCGGCACGCACUGCGAGAUGAAGAUUCUGGAAGCGCUUCUUGGUGCGUGGAGGCACUUCGUGGAUAUUCAGGCGGCGGCGCUGGGACGCGUCUAGAGCUCGGCAGUGCGCUUGCAUCGCUUCGCAGCGCCACAGCGGCCGGCGGAGGGGGAACGGCUGCGGGUGUUAAAGCGCUGCAGAGGCUGAAAACGGUGGCGCGCUCUCACCCCAACGACCGAGUGUUGAGGGCAGAGGCCAACGCAGACGCGGCUUUCAUUGCUUACGCUCUCAGCAAAUGGUCGGAGGCCCGAUCUCUCAGCGAGGCAGCAUGUCGCGACGAUCCUUACUCGUGCGCGGCUCGAGUGACAGCGGCCCUGUCAGAGUUGGCAGCGAGUAAUGGCGCCGAUGACACCGUACCAGCCGUUGUCAACCAACUGUCGGCUGCCACCCAUCUCGACCCAGCUAACGUCAUUGCUAUGCACGAUCUAGCUCUAGUGCUAGAGAUGAGCGGGGAAGAGAAUGGGGCUGAGGCCCGGUGGCAGCGGAUCCGUAGCGGAGCGGGAGCGGGCGCGGGUAAGACGCUGCGAGCGCUUGCGGCGUGCGGACUGGCGCGUCUGGCGUCGCCGGAGACUGCGCCCGCCCUGGAGCAUUGGUACAGCACAGUCGGUACAUGCGGCGUGAGUGCCUCGUGCGCUCUCGGCAAGCUCUACAGCGAUCUUGGCGACACGCAGUCUGCUAAGCAUCAUUACCAAGAUGUGGAAGCAGUCUGGCCCUGUGAGCUGUCGGCACUGGAGUGGCUGGCCAAGGAAGCAACUCCGGACGAAGCUCUGCAAUACUACAGACGAGCUGCGAGGAUACAGCCGACUAACCCUAAAUGGGGUCUUUUGAUCGGCAGCUGUCUACGGGCAAGUGGACGGUACCAGGACGCUUUAUCAGUGUACAAGAAACUCAACGCUAACUUUCCGGAUAAUGUGCAAUGCUUAAAGCUACUAGUGAAGUUAUGCGGAGACCAGGGCUUAUCAGAAACGAAGGCUUGGAGCCGGGAGUUGCAGCGAGCCCAGGCGAGAGUCAAGCAGCUGGAACGAGCAGCUACAGUGACAUCGGCUGGAAGCGGUUCUUCUCAUACAAGUCAGUCGCCAAUAGAUCAAUUUAAAAUUUCGCGAAGUGACAGCGGUAUCAGGAGCGAGAGCCGGACUCCUGCGUCUGCGCAUCGUCAAUCCAGCGGUGGCCGACCCAUCUCCACACGUUUAAACACAAGCGAGACGAGAAGUUCUUUGCAGCCCAUAAAACGGUCUGUAAACCGCCAGGACAGUAAGCAGAAAUACGACAUCGACGAAGACUUGCCCUUGCCACCAGAACAAUAAAAUAAAUAUAAUAUUGUAGAGCAGGGGUGCUCAAGCUUGAACUGCUGGCGAUCUACCUCAAAAUUGUUACACUACGAUCAAUCGACUCUGAGAGGCUUUAAGCAUGUGUGAUGAAGGAUUUUCUUCUAGGUAUUUGCAUUUUUUUAGUCAAAGUAAGUGUGUAGGUCUACUCUAAAAUGUCAGUGAGAAAACUCAUAAUUAUUCAAAAUUGCGAGUUUAUUGGUUUUUACAAAACAAACGCGUUGUAGUGUCUUAAAGUUCUAAAGUUAUCUAAAGAGUGACUUUGGAUGUUGAAUCAGCAUGACACUGCAUGUCCUGAGCAUACUUUUCAUAAGAUGGUACGUAAUUACCGAUUUCAGUUACUUAAAACUAAAUCUGUGAAUAGUUCUAUUUAGGAUUUAUUUCUCGAGAUCGACCGUUUGAGCACCCCUGUUGUAGAUGUACGUCAUAAUAAUUUUGUAAUUUUUCACAGCAAAUAAAUAUUAUAAUGAGGUA